GAUGGUGCCGGCCGCCAGCCCGCCCUACGUGUGCUAUGUCACCCUGCCCGGGGGCAGCUGCUUCGGCAGCUUCCAGUUCUGUCCCACCAAGGCCGAGGCGCGCCGCAGCGCCGCCAAGAUCGCGCUGAUGAACUCCGUGUUCAACGAGCACCCCUCGCGCCGCAUCACCGACGACUUCAUCGAGAAGAGCGUCUCUGAGGCCCUGGCGUCCUUCAACGUGAGCAGGGGGGGCUUGGUUGGGCUUUUUUGGGUCAGAUUGGGCCAUUUUGUGACCCUGAGGUGGGGUCGUUUAGAGGCGGUUUAAAAAAUUUUAUUCCGUUUUCAGUCUCGUGUGUGGGGUGAGGCAAUGGAGACAAAUGUUAUAAUUCACUCCAUCGCAAUCUGAAGCUAAUUAUUUCUCAUUUCUAAGCUUAUUUCUCAUUUCUAAACUUAUUUCUAAUUUCUAAACUUAUUUCUAAUCCCUAAACUUAUUUCUAAACUUAUUUCUAGUUCCAUUUUCAGUCUCGUGUGUAGGGUGAGGCAAUAGAGACAAAUGUUAUAAUUCAUGCCUAUCACAAUCUAAUUGUGAAGCUAAUUAUUUCUCAUUUCUAAACUUAUUUCUAAUUUCUAAACUUA
Messenger RNA from Zonotrichia albicollis (white-throated sparrow), 615 nucleotides. The record is from RefSeq and is a predicted model, not a curated record. Lineage: Eukaryota; Metazoa; Chordata; Aves; Passeriformes; Passerellidae.